CCCGGACACUCCCCGGGGCGGGCGGACCCAGCGGCCUGCGGACGGGACCCGGAUCGCACCCGCGAGAUGGCGGCCGCGGCCGUGAGCAGCGCCAAGCGGAGCCUGCGGGCCGAGCUGAAGCGGCGUUUGCGGGCGCUGAGCGCCGAGGAGCGGCUGCGCCAGUCCCGCCUCUUGGCCCAGAAGGUGUUUACCCAUAGUCAAUAUCAAAAGUCCAAAAGAAUCUCCAUCUUUCUGAGUAUGCAAGAUGAAAUUGAGACAGAAGAGAUCAUCAAGGACAUUUUCCAACAAGGCAAAACCUGCUUUAUCCCACGGUACCAGUUCCAGAGCAAUCACAUGGAUAUGGUGAAAUUAGCAUCGCCUGAGGAAAUCUCUUCACUUCCCAAAACAUCCUGGAAUAUUCAUCAGCCCAGUGAGGUCGAGGUUCGGGAGGAGGCCUUGUCCACAGGGGGACUUGAUCUCAUCUUCAUGCCGGGUCUUGGGUUUGACAAACACGGCAACCGUUUGGGGCGGGGCAAGGGCUACUACGAUGCCUACCUGAAGCGCUGUCUGCAGUCCCAGGAUGUGAGGCCCUACACCCUGGCCUUGGCUUUCAAAGAGCAGAUUUGCCUUCAGGUCCCCGUGGAUGAAAAUGACAUGAAGGUAGAUGAAGUGCUUUACGAAGACUCCUCAGCAUCUUAAAUCCUGAUGACCACAGCCAAAUAAUCAAGGUUUUGUGCCAGAGAAAAGCCAAACGUGUAUUUUCCCUUGUCAGAAAUUAGUGGAAAUUGCACAAUAAUGUGAAUAUGGGCUGUAGUGUUUUCAGUGUAAUUGUUAGAUACCGAACAUGAAACCAUUUAAAAAAAUCAAUAGCAGGGGCUUCCCUGGUGGCGCAGUGGUUAAGAACCCGCCUGCCAAUGCAGGGGACACGGGUUCAAGCCCUGGUCUGGGAAGAUUCCACAUGCCACGGAGCAACUAAGCCCGUGUGCCACAACUACUGAGCCUGCGCUCUGGAGCCAUGAGCCACAACUGCUGAUCCCGUGUGCCACAACUGCUGAAGCCCACACGCCUAGAGCCCGUGCUCCACAACAGGAGAUGCCACCGCAAUGAGAGGCCCGUGCACUGCAACGAAGAGUAGCCCCUGCUCCCCGCAACUAGAGAAAGCCCGUGCACAGCAACAAAGACCCAAUGCAACCAAAAAUAAAUAAUAAAUAAAUAAAUUAAUUUUUUAAAAAUCAA
Molecule: messenger RNA, 1215 nt
Organism: Balaenoptera ricei (Rice's whale)
Lineage: Eukaryota; Metazoa; Chordata; Mammalia; Artiodactyla; Balaenopteridae
Gene: MTHFS
Product: methenyltetrahydrofolate synthetase
Exons: 3
Coding region: 67-678 (203 amino acids)
Biological process (GO): folic acid-containing compound biosynthetic process; tetrahydrofolate interconversion
Cellular component (GO): mitochondrion
Molecular function (GO): 5-formyltetrahydrofolate cyclo-ligase activity
Source: RefSeq, a predicted model, not a curated record